This is a messenger RNA of Fusarium verticillioides 7600, 363 nucleotides long. RefSeq lists its product as hypothetical. The coding region runs from base 1 to 363 and encodes 120 amino acids. The record is from RefSeq and is a predicted model, not a curated record. The transcript has 2 exons. NCBI's taxonomy places the organism in Eukaryota, Fungi, Ascomycota, Sordariomycetes, Hypocreales, Nectriaceae.
AUGCCUAUCAUCCCUGACCCGGCAUCAGUCCUGCGCGAUCCGAUGCCAGUUGCUCUACAUAGCAAGCCGGAAUGGGUAAAACCUGAAGUCAUUCAAGCGGAGUUGGUCGGUCACGGCUUUGUUGAUGUCAAGGUCGAAACUGUUGAUUCCAUCCAUCCCGUUGCCAAUGCCAAGGGCUUUUUAGCUUCGUUUGGAAUGAUGGUUAAGUGGAUAAUCAACACGUAUUGGACCAUGGAGCAGAAGGAGCAGUAUCAAGAUGAUUUCUAUAAGAUCUUGGUCGAGCAUCUUCGGAUUAAAUAUGGUGGGAAAGGCUGGAAUCUCAAAUCAACAGCUAUAAUUGUUACGGCCCGGACGCCGCACUAG